Molecule: messenger RNA, 1572 nt
Organism: Aspergillus melleus
Lineage: Eukaryota; Fungi; Ascomycota; Eurotiomycetes; Eurotiales; Aspergillaceae
Product: putative amino acid permease
Exons: 7
Coding region: 1-1572 (523 amino acids)
Biological process (GO): transmembrane transport
Cellular component (GO): membrane
Molecular function (GO): transmembrane transporter activity
Source: RefSeq, a predicted model, not a curated record
AUGUGGUCAGACAAACAAGUCCAAUCUUCGGCGUAUGCCACGUCUCCCGAAGAUGGCAGCGUCGGCGUUGGUUCUCGAGGGGGAACGUCGCAGGACAAGAAGGAUAUGUACCGAGUGGGUAGGGACCAAGAAUUGAAUCGAAACUUUCGCUUUCUGUCAGUUCUAGGAUUCAGUGCUGUGCUCAUGUGCACCUGGGAAGCCAUCCUUUAUGGCGCUUCUUUCGGCCUGACAAAUGGAGGAAAGGGAGGAAUGAUAUACACUUAUAUUGCGGGACUGUUGGGAUUUAGCUUCCCCAUCUUGUCGAUGGCAGAGAUGGCAUCCAUGGCACCGACAUCCGGAGGUCAAUAUCACUGGGUAUCCGAGUUUGCACCCCCCAGUUGUCAAUGCAUCUUGAGCUACUUCACGGGCUGGGUCUGCGUGCUGGGCUGGCACACGGGAAUUGCGGGCUGCUCGUACACAGUGGCCAACAUGAUGGUCGGCAUUGUCGCGAUUAAUUACCCUGAUUCUUACACUUACCAGCCGUGGCAUGUUACUUUGCUUGUCAUUGCCGUGGCCUUGGUAGCCCUGUUCUUCAACACUUUUCUCGCGCAGAAGUUGCCAUUGAUUGAAGGCAUCAUUUUGAUCAUUCACUGCUUUGGCUUUUUUGCCAUCCUUAUUCCGCUAUGGGUUCUUUCGCCAACCACGCCGGCGUCGGAGGUCUUCGGAUCAAUUGAGGAUCGAGGAGGUUGGGGCAAUAACGGACUUGCUUGUUUGGUCGGCCUUACUGGCCCGAUGAUGGCGUUGAUUGGGCCCGAUUCUGCAGUCCAUAUGUCCGAGGAAAUCCGAGAUGCAUCGCGAGUUCUACCCAUGGGUAUGCUUUGGACUUUGAUUAUCAACGGCUCCACUGGUCUCGUCAUGAUCAUCACCUUCGCCUUCUGCGUUGGGGACAUUGACGAGGUUAUGCAAACCAAGACCGGCUUUGAAUUCAUUCAGGUCUUCCUCAACUCGACCGGGUCCGUUCGAGCAGCAACAGGAAUGACGUGUAUCAUCAUGGUGAUGCAGUUCUGUGCGGCGGUCAGCAACGUCGCCACGACAUCUCGACAGGUAUAUGCAUUCGCUCGCGACAAGGGUCUUCCUUUUUCGGAUUUCUUCGCCCAGAUUAAUCCCACCUUCACUGUCCCUCUUAACGCUCUCUUCGCCAGUGGUGUCAUUGUUGCUCUCCUUGCUCUGAUUAACAUCGGUUCCGCCGUCGCCUUCAACGCGAUCAUGUCGCUUGGAACGGCUGCCCUGUUUUCAUCAUACAUGAUCUCCAUCACCUGCGUGCGUAUUCGGCGGUGGCGUGGACAGCCUCUGCCCCCGGCACGAUGGAGCAUGGGCCGGUUCUCGCCGUUCGUGGAUACCGUCUCGGUUCUCGUCUUGGCGAUUAUCUGGGUCUUCACCUUCUUCCCGAUGACGCGAGAAGUCGAUCCUGAGACCAUGAACUGGGGGAUUUUGAUCUACGGCGCCGUCACGAUAUUCUCGAUGGUGUAUUAUUUUGCGUACGCGAAGAAGGUGUACAAAGGGCCUGUUACGAGGGUUAAAGUCAUGGAGUAG